Phycomyces blakesleeanus NRRL 1555(-) is the source of this 357-nucleotide messenger RNA. RefSeq lists its product as hypothetical. The record is from RefSeq and is a predicted model, not a curated record. The transcript has a single exon. NCBI's taxonomy places the organism in Eukaryota, Fungi, Mucoromycota, Mucoromycetes, Mucorales, Phycomycetaceae. The coding region runs from base 1 to 357 and encodes 118 amino acids.
AUGAUUCCUGAUUCAAGUUUGGAACCCGUCACAGUCACUUGUGUACCUGUUGUCCCAGACAAACCAUCUCAGAAGAUUAUACCUAUCCAACAUAGUUCAACAAAAGGACUUACAUCCCAGUCCCUAAAGCGUAAAGGAAGGCCAACAUUUAUCGCCAUCCCGCCACUGUUCAACACAGCACAUGAAACACAAGAUGAUUUGCAGUAUUCUCCCUGGUCCUCUCCAGAUCUAGGUUCGUCCCAUUCCCUCUGGGAAGAUCAAGGUCCCGUCUCACCAGGUCAUCCCAUUUCUCCCUGGUCAUCCUCUUCCAAUGAUCAAAGUCCACACUCUUACCCACCACACCCAUCCUUUAUCUAA